Orbilia oligospora ATCC 24927 is the source of this 1728-nucleotide messenger RNA. RefSeq lists its product as uncharacterized. Gene Ontology annotation, molecular function: serine-type endopeptidase activity. The transcript has 5 exons. The record is from RefSeq and is a predicted model, not a curated record. NCBI's taxonomy places the organism in Eukaryota, Fungi, Ascomycota, Orbiliomycetes, Orbiliales, Orbiliaceae. Gene Ontology annotation, biological process: proteolysis. The coding region runs from base 1 to 1728 and encodes 575 amino acids.
AUGAGAACUAACAGCCACAACCUCUGGGUUCUAUUUUUUCUCUUUGAAGUUUUGAUUGGGCGGGCUUUAGCAAUUCGAUUCCGCUGGCCAUGGCAGAGGGAGGGGAAACUGCCCAUCAUCUCUAUAAACUCAAAAAUAGGAACUAUAGAUCAAUACAUCGAAAAAUAUGAUCUUCUGGUUAAACCCGGUUAUCAAAAGGACAAGGACUUUAGGCAGAAGGUCGAGGCGGCACUAAAAAAGGUUGCGGCGCCGCCACAGGCGCUGAAUAUUUACGCUGUUGAAAGUUCAUUUCUGGGCUGUGUGGCCUUUGAGGUUGCUACGGAGCAGGGCUCUCGAGAUGCUAUUUCGAAAGUUCGUAACAAAUUUAAGAACAAAUUAAGUAAGCCUGUACUAGUACUCUCGGAUCCUUAUGCCAUCGAUAUUUAUGGCGACGACAUAUAUGAGUCCUGGGAAGAUGCGCCUUGGACUAUUCCAGAAAGCGAAGCAAUUCCUCGUAGCUUCUCUAGUGGCAGCGAUCCUCAUUCGGGGGCGGCUAUGUGGGAGACAAGCGGCGAUCUCGGUCUUGAUCUCGGUCUUUCCUCGCCGCCGCCACCGCGUUAUUUGCGACUUCGAGACCCUAACCACCAGAAGGAGAACCGACGGAGUCCCGCUUCUGCCUUCAAUAUUGAUCAGGUUCCUGUCGUGGCUGAUUGGUACUCGGGCGGCCUUCCGGAAAUGCGGCAAAUAUCUCAACCACCAGGACUAUACGAAGACCAGGUGGCAGAAUUUGGGCAGCUGGCAGAUGCUUUUUGGAAUUAUAAGGAGGGGGGGAAGGGCCAGGUUGUAUAUGUGUUGGAUAACGGCCUUGAUCAUCUUCACCAGGAACUAGCGGACGUCGAAUUCGGCGAUUGGAUCAUGGCGGGCUAUUUCCCUACCGAUGAGAAGGGGGGGCGUCGCAUUAGUCCGAACCAGCCAACGCAUGCAACUAUGGUGACUAGCAAAGUAGCUGGCAGAACUUUAGGGGCUGCACGGGAAGCUAAGAUUAUUCCAGUUCUUUUCGAUUCUGGACGCACUGACAUAGGAAAUAGCGCAUUUAUUGCGAUUAUUGAUGGAUUCGCCAAGAUUUAUGAUCAUAUAAGGAGAGUAAAUAGCAGGAGUAACUGCAUUGUGAACGUAUCUUUGAUCUUGACUCCGGAGCACUGGCAGGAUUUGUUCUUGUGGAAUCGAGUAGGAUUUGGUGACCCUCGAGAAAUUAUGGAGCACUACAGGAAGGCUAUGUACUAUAUAUUGGAGGAGCUUAAUCUUCUCCGUAAUGCCAUCUUGGUACUCAGUGCGGGAAAUGAAGAUGGCACCGAAAUAGACGGAUUUCCGGCAAAUUUCGGCGGAGACUCUAAAUUCAGCAAGAGAACUGUUGUAGUAGGGGGUACCGAUCUAGACGGGCACAAUUAUUAUCAGGAAGCUCAUUUUGUCAGAGUGUGGGCGCCAGCGGCUAAUUUGUCACUUCCUUGCGAUCCAAGCGGGCCAGGAUUUGGCGAAAGAUUCAUGAGCCGAAGGCGCGAUUUAUGUGAGCCCAGGUUCGGAACUUCGUUCGCGGCACCAAUGGUUACAGGAGUCUUAGCGACGAUGCUCUCCGCCGGGGUUCCUAUUGAUAAGGUUAUCAGUCACAUGUAUAGCUUAGCAUAUCCUAGAGUUAAGGGUGGGCGUAAAGUCUUGUAUAACGGCAUCUCGACUUCUCAGUGGCAUUGGUGA